AUGGCGGAUCAGUUGAGCAAACUCCCUGUCGAGAUCCUCUUUAUCAUUCUCUCAUAUGUUCCAAUUCCUGCAUUGCUUUCAUUUGGUGCAACUUCCAAGUCCAAUUAUGUAUUUCACACGCACUGUAUGAGAAAGCUGCAUCUCGCCAUCUUUCACAAACGAGUUCAUGCGACUGUCGCAUUUCUUAGUACUGGCAUGCAACAUGACCCUAAGACUGCAAAGGGGCAAAGGACAAGCGACAGCCAUAGAGUCCGAGUCGUUCUACCUCCAGCCACACGAUACACGAGCCCCGAGGUGUGCAAGUUGCCCAUGAGGAUCAGCAACCAGUACUACACGGUGACGAAAUACGCAGCACUGAAGCAUACAUCAAGAAAGCGUUGUAGCAUAGUAUCCUCAGAUGAUGUAGGAUUUGUUCAUUCGAUAUCGACGGAGCGGACGAUUCGCGCACAAAACAAAGCAUUCGCCGAUAUAGUCAACCGAUAUGGUCACUCGCUUGACGAACUGGAACUGUUGGCAUAUAACCUCAACGAAGAAGGGGCGAUGGCAAUCGGUACGAGCUGUGGAUCAAAGCUGCGACAUUUAGCUCUUCGUUUCGAGCAUUCCUUUGUGAAAGAUACUUGUCUUCAUCCUACGUAUUGGACGUCGCCUGCUGCAGGUAGCCCGGCAUGGAAUUCUUUGAUUGGAAUUGGUGCUGUCAAGAGGGGGCUGAAUAUAGUUAACCUGGAAAGUCUUAUCCUCGAAAGAGCAGGUAUUACUCCAUGGCAGCUUCGCAUGCUGGUCAAGAGAAACAAAAGCCUAAAGGUGCUGAAGCUCAGAACUUGUGCUGCUGUCCAGCCAGAAUUUGUAAAUUGGCUUGGCGGUAUAUUUGAUACAGAUCGCGAAGACGAGAGAGACAGCAGUGAAAGGAAAAUCCAAGGGGCUUCGCUCAACGUGCUGUGGGUGGAGAAUUGUGAUGGAAUUCGCACAAACAAGUCAAUAGACAAUAUGGAAGGAGGCAAAAGUACUGAUAUAGGCCUCGACUGGAUUCAUAAUCUGAAAUCACUUGAGUCCCUUUCUCUUCGCGAGUGCCGCAAUAUUGAUGCGGAAGUCGUCGCUGAGGCAAACAAGCUGCUCUGGCAUAUACCAGAACUCUACUUGCCUCGCUCAACUGGUCCAAAUCGUGAACUUCCACCCCCCAUUGAAGUUGACCCGCUUUAUCUCUGA
Talaromyces marneffei is the source of this 1203-nucleotide messenger RNA. RefSeq lists its product as uncharacterized. The record is from RefSeq and is a predicted model, not a curated record. The transcript is spliced from 2 exons. NCBI's taxonomy places the organism in Eukaryota, Fungi, Ascomycota, Eurotiomycetes, Eurotiales, Trichocomaceae. Gene Ontology annotation, molecular function: protein binding. The coding region runs from base 1 to 1203 and encodes 400 amino acids.